Planococcus citri (citrus mealybug) is the source of this 1300-nucleotide messenger RNA. RefSeq lists its product as uncharacterized. NCBI's taxonomy places the organism in Eukaryota, Metazoa, Arthropoda, Insecta, Hemiptera, Pseudococcidae. The record is from RefSeq and is a predicted model, not a curated record. The transcript is spliced from 5 exons. The coding region runs from base 227 to 1216 and encodes 329 amino acids.
CUUUGUGAAGAUCGGUUUUUUGGAAAAUCCACUGACAUCGAUUUCAUUCAGGCAAAUGGAUUGGACUCGAUAGACUCGAUUUCGAUUGGACUACUACAUCACCAGAAUUUAUUUUGUCAGCUUGCAGGUGGAUGAGAUGAUUCAAACUCCUCGAAUUUCAACGAAGAAGGUAUGAUCAUUUAUAGAGUAACGGAUUGUCUUUAAGGUGUGUUAAUUCUCAGCAAAGAUGGGUGACAGUAAAGAUGAUUCAAACUCCUCGAAUUCCAACGAAGAAGGUAUGAUCAACGUAUCGUGGAAAGAAUUGAAAAAAAUGAUGAAAUCGCAGUUUCCUAAUCACAAAGAGCUCCAUGAAGCUUACAAAGCUGUGAAGGCAGAGUUUCGGAAGCGCGAGAAAAAAAUUGUAGAACUACAGGUCAAGUUGUCAAUAAAAGAAAAAACUGAAAAGGAAUUGCUGGAUAAGGUUAUAAUAUUAUCGCAACGAGAAGGAAUUUUAGAAACAGACAAAGUUAACCUUCUACGUGAACAGUUACCGCUGCGAGGUAUGAUGGCUCUCCGAAAGAAAAUUGAAAUGUUGGAAAUCUGUUUCGCCAUCACCUGUGAAUUUGCUGUUGCAGAAAUGCAAAAGGAAAUUAUUUCUUACGUGAAGAAUAAAAAAGACGAGGCUAUGAAUGAAAUCCACAAAAAACUGGAAAAACUUGCUCAAGAAAAAAGAAUGGAAGCGUUGAACUAUUUCAAUCAAACCACUACAAAAAGUUUGGCUGAAUUUAUGUUUUCGCACUGGAAACAAAGUGUUCAGAAAAAUUUGGAAUCAUGUUCACUUUUGGAUAAUGAAUGUAAAAAAAUUAUCGGAGAUCUUAUUUUAGACACCAAAAAAGAAUUAGACGAUAUAAAUAUGUCUGAUCAGUAUCCAGUACAGUUUGAUGACAGAUUUAUCAAAUGGAUGUUCUACCUGCUAUUCAGUCAGGACAGAAGAGCGAAAGCCAUUAGGACAUCCAUAAAUGAUGAUCCGGAAUUAGAUUUGUUCUCAUUUUGUUGUUCAGUUGCAGAUCUAUAUGCUUUAAGCUCGACGUACCAUCUAGGAUCGUCAUCGAUUAUCGACCAAAACACUGUUAGUGUUGGUGAUAUUUUGUCAACAUUACGGAUACAUUUAGAAGUUGACGAUGUUAUUUCCUUGAAGUCGGCGGAAAUUUUAUUAAAUACUUUUACCUUUUUAUAAAACUAAAAAAUAGAUAGGAACUAUAUAAAUGUAUGUUUUUAAAAACAUUAAUUGGAAAAUAUAAUUUUUGAAAUUCCUUUUUUA